AUGGCUCCACCAGCAGUUUUAAAGAAAUCCGGUGUCAUUUACGGACAAGACGUCAAGGACUUGUUUGACUGGGCGCAAGAAAAGGGAUUUGCCAUCCCCGCCAUCAAUGUCACUUCCUCCUCGACGGUUGUUGCCGCUUUGGAAGCUGCCAGAGACAACAAGGCUCCCAUCAUCUUGCAGGCCUCCAACGGUGGUGCUGCCUACUUUGCCGGUAAAGGGGUCAGCAACAAGAACCAAGAAGCUUCAAUUGCUGGCUCAAUUGCUGCUGCCCACUACAUUAGAUCCAUUGCGCCAGCCUACGGCAUCCCAGUGGUUUUGCACACUGACCACUGUGCCCACAAGUUGUUGCCCUGGUUCGACGGGAUGUUGAAGGCUGACGAAGAAUGGUUUGAAAAGACUGGCACUCCCUUGUACUCGUCGCACAUGUUGGAUCUCUCCGAGGAGACCGACGAAGAGAACAUUGGCACUUGCGCCAAGUACUUUGAGAAAAUGGCCAAGAUGAACCAAUGGUUGGAGAUGGAAAUUGGUAUCACUGGCGGUGAAGAAGAUGGUGUCAACAACGAGCACGUGCAAAAGGAGUCCUUGUACACGUUGCCAGAGACUGUCUUUAAAGUUUACGAGUCCUUGUCGAAAAUCUCGCCAAACUUUUCGAUUGCUGCUGCUUUCGGUAACGUUCACGGUGUUUACAAGCCAGGUAACGUUCAAUUGAAACCUGAAAUCUUGGGCGACCACCAACAAUACGCCAAGAAACAAAUCGGCACCGACGCACCUCACCCAUUGUACUUGGUCUUCCACGGCGGUUCCGGCUCCUCUCAAGCAGACUUUGACACCGCUAUCAAGAAUGGUGUCGUUAAGGUGAACUUGGACACCGACUGUCAGUACGCAUACUUGACCGGUAUCAGAGACUAUAUCUUGAAGAACAUUGACUACUUGAGAGCCCCAGUUGGAAACCCAGAAGGUGAAGACAAGCCAAACAAGAAAUACUUUGACCCAAGAGUCUGGGUCAGAGCCGGUGAACAAACAAUGUCCAAGAGAAUCACCGAAGCUUUGGAAAUCUUCCACACCAAGGACCAAUUGCCAUAA
This is a messenger RNA of Lodderomyces beijingensis, 1083 nucleotides long. The record is from the annotation of a GenBank genome assembly. NCBI's taxonomy places the organism in Eukaryota, Fungi, Ascomycota, Pichiomycetes, Serinales, Debaryomycetaceae.